GCCCCCCGGUUCCGCUCCGUUCCAGAGGCGGAAGUAGAGCUCACUCCUGUGUAUAGGGACAGCUAUUUUCCAGCUUUUUCUGGAGGAGAGCAGAAGCCCUCUUUCCUUAAGACAAAUGAGCAUUCCAAGAGUUUGGGGCUACUUGACCAUUCUGGCACCACGAAAUCUCUUGUAUGUGAGAAGUAACUUUCUCUUUGGUUCAAGAUGGAUGAUCCGAUUUUCAACAGAAAUCCUCUUCAAGCCAGUUUCAUUUAGGCUUUUUGGUGUGAAGUGUGAUCAUGAAGACAGUAAGCCUUUGGAGAAUGAACUACUGAAUAACUUACUUACUAUGGGAGUAGAUGUUGACAUGGCGAAGAAACGACAGCCUGGAGUUUUUAAUAGGACAGGUAUUAAUGAGCAGGACCUGAAGAUGUUCCUUCUGUCCAAAGGAGCCAGCAACGAAGUGAUUGCUAGCAUCAUAUCGAGAUACCCACGAGCCUUAACACGCACAACUGAAAAUCUUUCAAAACGGUGGGAUUUGUGGAGAACAAUUAUGACAUCGGAUCUUGAAAUUCUAAAUAUUUUGGAACGUUCUCCUGAGUCGUUUUUUCGGUCCAAUAACAACGUAAACCUAGAGAAUAAUAUAAAGUUUUUGUCCUCGUUUGGAUUGACCCGUAAAUGCCUUUGUCGGUUGUUGACCAAUGCCUCACGUACCUUCUCCAAUAGUCUUGAUUUGAAUAAACAGAUGAUUGAAUUUUUACAGGAAGUCUGUUUGUCCUUAGGUCACAGAGAUCCCGUAGAUUUUGUCAGGAAAAUAAUUUUUAAAAACCCUUUUAUCUUAAUUCAGAGCACCAAACGGGUAAAAGCUAACAUUAAGUUUUUACAGUCAACGUUCAACUUGAACAAUGAGGAGCUGCUUGCUCUGAUACGUGGUCCAGGAGCUGAAAUCCUAGACCUUUCCAAUGACUGUGCCAAAAGAAACUACACAAAUGUCAAAGAGAAACUCUUUUCUCUUGGAUGUACUGAACAAGAGGUGCAGAAGUUUGUCUUGAGCUAUCCAGAGGUGAUCUUCUUGGGAGAGAAAAAAUUUAAUGAUAAAAUAGACUGCCUCACAGAAGAAAAAAUUAGCAUCUCACAAAUAAUUGAAAAUCCUCGGAUUUUGGAUUCAAGCAUAAGUACUUUAAAAAGUCGAAUCAAAGAAUUGGUGGAUGCUGGCUAUGACUUGAGUACAUCAAACAUCACUCUUCUGUCUUGGAGUCAAAAAAGAUACAAAGCUAAACUGAAAAAGUUAAACACUGGAUAGUGCAUUAUUCUGGGGAAUUAAAUCUUAUCGUGAUAUCUUUUCACUUUGAAUUUGGACCUUUCAAAAAGGAGAGGUUUGAGUUCUUAACCACAUAUACAUAUAUAAUGAAUGAUCCUUUGGAUGUUCUAUUUUAAAGGUUCUUAAAAAUUCAUGGUCAGUAUGCUCAAGUAUAGUCUUCCCAGCUACCUCUUCUCAAGUUUGAAUUAAUAUAGUAUCCUGUUAUAUGAUAUAGGCUGUGUAGAUGGUACUUCCUGAGUGCCAAGGCAGAACAAUGUAUCGAAAGGUAGAAGACACAAAAUAAGCUUUUUUAGGGGGAAGGAGGUUGUUCAAAUUAAAAAAUUUAUAAGAUUCAUGUAGGUCCAUUUUCUCAUGGAUUUGAGUAGCAACCUAUUCUAUUUUCACAUACCUAAUUAUGGUUCAUCUUCAAAGUAAGAAUGCCAGUAAAAAUUUGAAAAAGUAGAAAGGAGGGGUUUUUCAUCCCAAGUUCUACAUUCUUUAUUUAAACCAUUAAUAUGCUCCCCUCCUGCCCCCCUUUAGGCUCAAUUUACUGUGAGUAUAAUACUGAUUUCUUUAAAGACAAGGACAACUGUGUAGGCAGAAUAAUUGCCACUCAAAGAUGUCAAUGUCAUAAUUACCAGAACCUGUGAAUAUGUUAAGUUGCAAAAGGACUUUGCAGAUAGGAUUAAGUUAAGGACCCUGAGAUGAGAUUACCUGGAUUAUUUGGGUGAGUCCAGUGUAAUCAUAAGGGCCCUUAAAAGUGGAAGAGGGAGGUACAAGGAGGUCCAGUGAUGUGAUGAUAGAAUGACUUACUUUUACUGGCUUUGAAGGAGAAGGGGCCACAUGCCCAGGAACACAGGUAACCUCUAUAAAAUGUAAAAAGCAAGGAAACAUUCCUUCCCCCAGAAGGAAAUGCAGCCCUGCCAGGACCUUGAAUUAGGCCCAGUGAGACCUGUGUCAAACUUCUGACCUGCAGAAUCAUAAGAUAAUUUGUGGUGUUUUAAGCCUCUGAGUUUGCGAUAUUUUGUUACAGCAGCAAAUAGAAUAACACAACAACUAAAUAGAUGAUUAGUUCCAUUAUAGGUGAAGCCACAAAAUGUGAUCCUUUUAUUAUAUCUGUAUUUCUUCCAAUGACCUUUAUAAUGGCUAAUAAGUUAGUAUUUGUAAAGUCCUCUAAAUGUUUGGAUAGGAACUAAAUGUGAAUAAUAAAACCUAAAUAAAAGAAUAUUUUUGCCUACUGAAUGUAA
Messenger RNA from Miniopterus natalensis, 2526 nucleotides. It is a transcript of the gene MTERF1, whose product is annotated as mitochondrial transcription termination factor 1. Gene Ontology annotation, cellular component: mitochondrial matrix. Gene Ontology annotation, biological process: regulation of DNA-templated transcription; termination of mitochondrial transcription. Gene Ontology annotation, molecular function: double-stranded DNA binding. NCBI's taxonomy places the organism in Eukaryota, Metazoa, Chordata, Mammalia, Chiroptera, Miniopteridae. The record is from RefSeq and is a predicted model, not a curated record.